Messenger RNA from Pestalotiopsis fici W106-1, 897 nucleotides. RefSeq lists its product as uncharacterized. Gene Ontology annotation, molecular function: oxidoreductase activity, acting on NAD(P)H, oxygen as acceptor. Gene Ontology annotation, cellular component: intracellular anatomical structure. Bases 1 to 897 code for a protein of 298 amino acids. The record is from RefSeq and is a predicted model, not a curated record. Lineage: Eukaryota; Fungi; Ascomycota; Sordariomycetes; Amphisphaeriales; Sporocadaceae. The transcript has 5 exons.
AUGGGUUCUGUCGUUCCGCAAAGCGAUACCGCUUCUACCACAAUUCCCCAGGUUCAGACACACUUAACCCUCGCGGGCAAGAUCAUUGCAGUAACUGGUGCGAAUCGUGGCAUUGGUUUAGGAAUUGCCGAGUGCUGUCUCGACAAUGGGGCCGCAAAGGUGUUUUCGAUAGAUCUCGCCGACCCUGGGGAAGAGUUUGCAGCAGUCUCAGAAAGGUACCCAGGCCGGCUUGCAGCAAUCACCGCCAACGUGACGCAAGAAGAAAGCAUCACAGCCGCCGUCGACAAAAUAAUCGAGCAGGACGGCGCACUCCACGGCAUGGUGGUAAACGCCGGUCGCACAAACCACAAGGCCGCUCUAGACUUUACUAAGGAGGAUGUUGAAAACUUGUUUGCCGUCAACCUUUUCGGGGCUUUCUACACUGCUCGUGCUGCUGCUAGGGCCUUUAUUAAACUGAACAUUAAAGGCUCCGUGGUAUUUACAGCCUCAAUGGCUUCAUACCGACCCAACAAGCGUGUUCCGUCCGCCCCCUAUGGAGCAUCCAAAGCUGGAGUGCGCAACAUGACUCAUACGUUGGCCAUGGAAUGGGCAAAGUAUGGUAUCCGUGUCAACUCGGUGUCUCCUGGUCUCGUCAGGACCGCCAUGACCUACUGGGUUCCACAGCAACCCGACUGGGAGCAACAGCUCAAGUAUUAUGGGGGAUUCCCACGGCUUGCCGAGGUGCAAGAGCUCGGGGGUGCAUAUGUCUACUUGCUGAGUGAUGCGGCGAGCUAUACCACCUCGAUUGACAUACCUGUCAACGGUUUUGCUGAGAAGCGCAAAAUUGACACCUUUUUGGCCCAGAGACUGAAAUGUCGUCCUGUCAUUGAGGAAGAUGAGUUGGAGUUUAUUCGGUAG